Molecule: messenger RNA, 608 nt
Organism: Mya arenaria
Lineage: Eukaryota; Metazoa; Mollusca; Bivalvia; Myida; Myidae
Exons: 10
Coding region: 63-608 (181 amino acids)
Source: RefSeq, a predicted model, not a curated record
GUCGGGGCUUGUUGGGCUUACUGAAUAAUUUUCAGAAUUAAUAAAUAUUAUUAUUUAGAAAUAUGAGUAUUUUACACGGAAUUUUACUUUUUGGACUUAUAGAGAUAUGUUUAUCGCAAAGAUUUCAGUUAAGACAACUACACUUUAACCAACCAAGAUUCCAAAUUCGCCGAAACACGGGAAUAUUUGAUGCGGAUCAUGUGACGUUAAUAGAUCCACGCGCCUCGUUCUCGGGUGCACACGCUUCCGCAUCUGCCUCGACUGGGCUUGGAAUAUCAACGAUUAAUUUAAAUGAGUUGCUGAGACUUCAUCACCAGUCAUUGUUAAGACAACCUGCUAGACAGAUUGUCCAGAGAAGAAUAGCUGUUCCUCAGACGGUGCAACUUCCGGCUGCGCAGCCCAUAACUUCGCACCUGAGCAGUGCGCAUAUGCCGCAGCAACAAUUCGGAGGUGUACAAUCACCGAUUAUUUAUGGGCUUGACACACCAGAUCCAAACACACCAGACACUCCAGACCUUGUUUAUGCGCCGAGGAGUAUGAUGAACGACCUUCACCAGGUUGAACUGUUGAAGAAUCGAGCGGAAGCUGAUGGAGUCGUAUUCGUGUAA